AUGGACAUCGGGCAAACGCACCUGGGAGGGCUGAUAUCGAACUCCCAGCAGGACGAAAAGGUAAGAUACCAUAUUGUGGGGUCUCGGGUCAGGAUGGCAUGCAAUCUUGUGAAAAGUCUGUAUGGAGGGUCCCACCGCAGCAAGCUCAUAGUGAAUGGAUAUGGACAGAUCCUUCUUUCCUCGCAGCCGGGGGUUAUCUAUGACAAUGUCAAGGUCAACCAUCCUCUUGUGAAGCUAUUGCAGGAGUAUGUCAAGAAGAUGGAUGUGAUUGGAGAUGGAGCAACGUUUUUUGUGGUUCUUGUGUCUGAGCUGAUACAAGAGGCCAUUGAUGUUAUCGGGAGGGGGAUGAAGCCUGCAUGCUUCAGCAGUCUUCUCAGAGAAGCCCACAAGGAGAUUGAUGAUCUGGGAAGAGAGCUUCUGGUCGAGCAUCGGAUUGACUUUGAAGACAAGGAGAGCAUAUCGAUGGUUCUAAGGGGCGUGCUGAAGGAUAAGUGGCUAGAGGAGAUAGUUGUUGAAGGAAUAUCACUGGCCAGGAGUUUUAGCUCUGAAAGCAUCAGGGUCUGCAAGGUGGCAUGCGGGUCUGUGGAGGAUAGCUAUGUUGUAGAGGGGAUGGUGUUCAACAGAUUGCCGGAGGGCGAGGUGAAGCAUGCCCGGCAGGGAAGAACGUCGAUCUACAACUGUCCGCUGGACAUAUCGAGGACUGAGCUGAAAGGGACUGUUCUGAUGAGGACGGCCUCUGAGCUCCUGUCGUUUAGCAAGGAGGAGAACAAGAGGAUCAAGGAACUUGUGGAGUCGAUAGGUGCGGAUGUUAUUAUAUGCAGCGGAAAGGUGGACAAGAUCUAUCUCGAUUUCCUGAACAAGGGUAGGAAACUUGUUUUCCGAAUUACCAGCAAGUAUGACCUGAGAAGGAUCAGGGAACUGCUAGGGGGGCACAUUCUAUCUACUUUGGAGCCUCCGGCCGAGGGCUCGAUGGGCGUUGUUUCAGAGGUCGCCACCUUCAGGGAGGGCAGUACCGAGUAUACAAAGUUUAUUUCUGGAAGCAAGAAGGUGUACACCUUGGUCCUUAAGAACUCUGUACAAGCAGUGCUGGACGAACAUGAGAGGAUGGUCCAGAAGGCACUGGUUGUUUUGAGCAAGAAUGUUUCUGGGGGCAAGAUUGGCCUGGUGGACGGGGCAGGAAGGUUUGAGAGAAGGCUGUCGAAGGCAUUUUUGGAGAGAUCUGCAGGCCUGUCAGGGGGAAAGAGCCUUGCAUACAAAUGCAUUGGAAAGGCCCUUGGGACGUUUGGAUCAUCGGAUGUCGAGGUCUAUGACAUAUACAAUGCCAAGAUAAAGGCACUGAAGUACUCCAUGGAGUUUGUCUCCACGCUGUUUGAGACCAGCGACUAUCUUAUAGGGAGGCCGGAGGCGCUCAACAUAGGGCCCAGGAACAACCAGCACUGGGACGAGGAAGAUCACUGA
This is a messenger RNA of Encephalitozoon cuniculi GB-M1, 1458 nucleotides long. RefSeq lists its product as uncharacterized. Gene Ontology annotation, molecular function: ATP-dependent protein folding chaperone; ATP binding. Gene Ontology annotation, biological process: protein folding. Gene Ontology annotation, cellular component: chaperonin-containing T-complex. The record is from RefSeq and is marked provisional. The transcript has a single exon. The coding region runs from base 1 to 1458 and encodes 485 amino acids. Lineage: Eukaryota; Fungi; Microsporidia; Unikaryonidae.